This is a messenger RNA of Racocetra persica, 2022 nucleotides long. The record is from the annotation of a GenBank genome assembly. Lineage: Eukaryota; Fungi; Glomeromycota; Glomeromycetes; Diversisporales; Gigasporaceae.
AUGGCUGAAGUCGAACAAUUUGCCUUCCAAGCUGAGAUAUCUCAGCUUAUGUCAAUUAUUAUUAACACUUUCUACUCAAAUAAAGAGAUUUUCCUUCGUGAAAUAAUUUCUAAUGCUUCAGAUGCUUUGGAUAAGAUUCGAUAUGAAUCGCUUACUGAUCCUUCAAAACUUGAUAGUGGUCGCGACCUUUAUAUUCGAAUCAUUCCAGAUAAGGAAAAUAACGUUCUUAUUUUACGGGAUACCGGAAUUGGCAUGACUAAGGCCGACCUUGUGAACAAUCUUGGUACUAUUGCUCGUUCAGGUACUAAGGCUUUCAUGGAAGCUUUACAAUCUGGAGCUGACAUUUCUAUGAUUGGUCAGUUUGGUGUGGGUUUCUACUCUGCCUACUUGGUUGCGGACCGUGUUCAAGUGAUCACAAAGCACAAUGACGACGAACAAUACAUUUGGGAAUCGGCAGCCGGUGGAUCAUUCACCAUCGCUCGUGAUACAAUUAAUGAACCCCUUGAACGAGGUACAAUGAUUAAACUGUUUCUUAAAGAAGAUCAGUUAGAGUAUCUUGAAGAACGUAAAAUUAAGGAGGUUGUCAAGAAGCAUUCCGAAUUCAUUGGUUAUCCAAUUCAACUCAUUGUCGAAAAGGAAGUAGAAAAGGAUGUCCCAGAUGAAGAAGGCGAAGAAGAAGUAGAAGAAGAAGUUAAGGAAGAUAAAGAGGAGGGAGAAGAAGAUCAAACAACUAAAAUUACGGAAGUAAAAGAUGAGGAGGAUAAGAAAAAAACGAAAAAGAUCAAAGAAAAAACAAAGGAAACCGAAGAGCUGAACAAGACUAAACCUAUUUGGACAAGAAAUCCAGAUGAUAUUAAAAACGAAGAAUAUGCGGCAUUCUAUAAGUCACUUACUAAUGACUGGGAAGAACAUUUGGCCGUAAAACAUUUUUCUGUCGAAGGUCAACUCGAAUUCAGAGCAAUUCUAUUCGUCCCACGUCGUGCACCAUUUGAUCUCUUUGAAACCAAGAAAAAACGCAACAACAUUAAGCUUUACGUACGCCGUGUCUUUAUUAUGGACGAUUGUGAAGAUUUAAUUCCCGAAUAUCUUAACUUUAUCAAAGGAAUAGUCGAUUCAGAAGAUCUACCACUUAACAUUUCUCGAGAAAUGCUUCAACAGAACAAGAUUCUUAAAGUUAUUCGUAAAAACAUAGUGAAAAAAUGUAUGGAACUCUUCUUGGAGAUUGCUGAGGAUAAAGAUAAUUUCGCAAAAUUCUAUGAGGCAUUUGCCAAAAACAUUAAACUUGGUAUUCACGAAGAUUCUCAGAAUCGCGCCAAAUUAGCCGAAUUCCUUCGUUAUUAUUCCACAAAAUGCACCGAUGAACUUACCUCUCUCAAAGAUUACGUAACACGUAUGCCAGAAAAACAAAAAGAUAUUUACUACAUUACAGGAGAAAACCGUCAAGCUGUUGAAAACUCACCAUUUGUUGAGGUGUUAAGGAAACGAGGGUAUGAAGUCUUACUUAUGACCGACCCCAUUGAUGAAUACUCCGUUUCACAACUUAAAGAAUACGAUGUUAAAGAAAUUCUCGGUGAUAAAGUUGAAAAGGUUCUUGUAUCGAAUCGUAUUUCAGAGUCGCCAUGUGUUCUUGUAACUGGUCAAUACGGUUGGUCCGCCAACUUUGAACGUAUCAUGAAAGCUCAGGCGUUACGUGAUUCUAGUAUGGCAUCAUAUAUGGCCUCUAAAAAGAUUAUGGAAAUUAAUCCACAACAUCCGAUCAUUAAAUCACUCAAAUCUAAAGUUGAGGCCGAUAAAAAUGAUAAGACUGUCAAAGAUCUUACAUGGCUUCUUUUCGAAACAUCACUUUUACAAUCCGGUUUUAGUUUGGAAGAACCAUCAUCAUUUGCCGGCAGAAUUUUCAAGAUGAUUAAAUUAGGUCUUGAUAUUGGUGAGGAAGAGGAUACUACGGAAACUGAAGAAGUAGUAACAAAUAUUGCAGAAUCGAGUACUGCUGAAGCUUCUCAGAUGGAGGAAGUUGAUUAA